GAGGAGCCAAUAGAGAAACUUUUGGAACCUUUUUCUAAAGACCAGUUAGCACUUCUGAUCAAAGAGGCAGUGAGUAAAUACCCUGAUUUCAUGGAAAGUGUGCACAAAUUGGCUGAUGCUGACCCGUCACAUCGCAAAAUAUUUGUGCACGGUCUCGGGUGGGAUGCGAAUGUCGAGAUCCUUACUUCCGUGUUUGGGAAGUACGGAGAGAUCGAGGACUGUAAAGUUGUUACAGAUAAGGCAUCCGGGAAAUCUAAAGGUUAUGGGUUUAUUUUGUACAAGCAUCGGAAUGGUGCCCGCAAAGCUUUGUUGCAGCCUCAGAAGAAGAUUGGGACUCGGAUGACUUCCUGCCAGCUAGCAUCUGCGGGCCCUGUUCAGACUGCUCCUCCGGCAGCUGUGACAACUAUACCCACCCCGCCCGUGUCGGAGUACACACAGAGGAAGAUAUACAUUAGCAAUGUCUCAGCAGAACUCGAUCCAAAUAAAUUGUUGGAGUUCUUUUCCAAGUUUGGAGAGAUUGAGGAAGGGCCAUUAGGGUUAGAUAAGCAGACUGGGAAACCAAGAGGGUUCUGUUUAUUUGUGUACAAGAGUCUGGAGAGCGCAAAGAAAGCGUUGGAGGAGCCGCACAAGAUUUUUGAGGGGCACACGUUGCAUUGUCAGAAGGCAGUAGAUGGUCCGAAGCAUAGUAAGGGUCAUUAUAACCAACAUACUUCCCAUCAGCAGCAGCAGCACCAUCACCAGGGACAGCAAGGUUAUUAUCACCAUAGUGCAAAAAAGGGGAAGUAUGCAGGGAGCAGUGGUACAGGCGGUGGGCACCUGAUGGCACCAAGCCAUGGCGCAACUGUCCCUGCCGUCGGGUUCAAUCCUUCAGUGGCACCUGCAGCUUUAGGACAGGCAGUGGCAGCUUUGUUGGCAACACAGGGUGCAGGCUUAGGUAUUGGGAAUUUGCUUGGAGGGAUAGGUGGUAUGAAUCCUCAGGGAGCAAUGCCAGGGAUGAGCAAUGCGGGUUAUGGAGGUCAGAGUGGUGCAGGUGGGUAUGGAAGUCAGCCCGGGAUGCAGGGAGGCUAUGGAGGUCAGCCACAGAUGGGACAAGGUGGUGUUAGGCCGCAACAGGGUGGUGCACCCUAUAUGGGUCGGGGUCACUAGGUGAGUGAAAGGUAUAUUGUUAAGUGUCUUAUUUUAUUCACUAUUCUAUAAUGCUGCCAAUAAUUAGGUUGCUAGAAAAAUGGAUCUUAAUAUUUUCUGGAUGGGUCAGAAUUAUGUCAGUAGUUUUUGGACUUUUUCCCUGCAUUUCAUGCCUAUGUUCUAAGAU
Olea europaea var. sylvestris is the source of this 1312-nucleotide messenger RNA. Its product is annotated as UBP1-associated protein 2A-like. The annotation marks the transcript as partial. The record is from RefSeq and is a predicted model, not a curated record. Gene Ontology annotation, molecular function: RNA binding. NCBI's taxonomy places the organism in Eukaryota, Viridiplantae, Streptophyta, Magnoliopsida, Lamiales, Oleaceae. The transcript has a single exon.